CCAUCAGUUCUUUGGCUUUGCCGAUCUCCUCCGGGAUGGACACCAGCUUGUUGUUGCUCACGAGGAGAACUUUGAGCGGCAGGUUGAACAGCAGAUGAGGCCAGGUUUAAGGCGUGGUCUGCGGCUCUGCUGGCUGUUGACGAACACACCAGGUACCAUCUGUGGGGAAGAGGCCCGUACAGAUGCUCCAACCAUCAAUCUCCUCCCUCCACCCAGCUGGGAUUCAUCGUCAGGUUUGGAGGAGAAAUGAUACUAUUUUCUCCCUGUGACAGUUCUACACUGGUUUGACAAUGGCAGAUAGAAAAGGAAAACCUGCCACUUCCAUUAAAUCCCUCUCAAAGAAGGAACAAAUCCAGCUGAAGAAAAAGGAGGAAGAGAAGGCGGCGGAGGUUUUUGAAGAAUUUUUGGCGUCGUUUGAGAACAGCAAGAGGAGCGGAGUGAAAACCUUUGUCUGUGGAGGAAUAGUGAAUGCCACUAAAGAAGAGGAAGCGGCAGAUGAAAGGAAGAGUAAGUUGUAUCGACCCACUUCAAAGUUUGCCUCGGUGUCACAACCCGUCUCUCCAGCACCAAGCGCAGAGAGCAAAAAGUCUACCUUCAAAAGAAAGACAGACGAGAAGAAGAAGAGCAACCUCGAACUCUUCAAAGAAGAACUUAAACUAAUACAGGAAGAGCGCGAGGAAAGAUAUAAAAGGAAGAGAAAUGACCUGGGAGGAGGAAGUGGAGGAGGAGGAGGAGGAGGAGGAGAGGGAUAUGGAGAUCUUGACAUACCGCUGUCAGGACGAUCAACUUUAUACGACGACCUGAACCUGCCAGUCAGCACCAACCUCUACAUCAGCUGCAUCAGCCCCAAGAUGAAUGAGGAGAUACUGUGUAAAGAGUUUGGUAAGUACGGUCCACUGGCCAGUGUGAAGAUCAUGUGGCCCAGAACAGACGAGGAGCGCUGCAGGACGUCCAACAGAGCGUUUGUGGCCUUCAUGACGCGCAAAGAUGCAGAGAGAGCGCUGGCUGCACUGGACGGUAAAACAAUAAUGGGUUUUGAGAUGAAGCUGGGAUGGGGAAAACCAGCCCGUAUCCCCCCGCAGCCUCUCUUCAUACCGUCAGGGGUGAGGGUCACACCACCGCCCCCAUCUGGUCUACCUUUCAACGCCCAGCCGAGAGGUCGCUUCCGUAAUGACUUCACUAAACCACUAGGGGUUUCUAAAGGAGAGCUGGACAAGACUCUGCCCGAAGCCGUAGUCAAAGUGGUUAUCCCCACAGAAAGGAACCUAUUGUUCCUCAUUCACAGGAUGAUUGAGUUUGUGGUGCGUGAAGGUCCCGUGUUUGAAGCCAUGAUAAUGAACAAGGAGAAAAACAACCCAGACUACAGGUUCCUUUUUGACAACAAGAGCCAGGACCAUGUGUACUAUCGCUGGAAACUCUUCUCCAUCCUGCAGGGAGAAACUCCAACCGACUGGAGAACCACCGACUUCCGAUUGUUCCGAGGAGGCUCCUUGUGGAGGCCGCCUGUCCUGAAUAGUUACUUCCACAAGGGAGAGGAGUCGGAAGAGGAGGCAGAGGAGAAUUCGUCUCCGGAGGAGGAGGUGAAGAAAGGGCAGCUUAAAAAUGAGCACAAACACAGACUGGAGACGCUGCUUCAGGAGCUCACUCCCAGCAGAGAAGCCAUCGCCGACACCAUGUUGUUCUGUCUGGACCGAGCAGACGCAGCGGAGGAAGUGGUGACGCUCAUCGUCAAGUCCUUUUCCUCCAUUCAGACGCCGCUGCUGAAAAAGGUCGCCAGAUUGUAUCUAGUCUCCGACGUCCUGCAUAACUCGUGCGCCAAAGUCGCCGGUGCAUCAUAUUAUAGGAAAUAUUUUGAAACGAGCCUGGCCAAGGUUUUUAAAGACCUGAAUGCGGCCCAUAAAAACAUACAAGGCAGACUGCAGGCCGAGCAGUUUAAGCAAAAGGUCAUGAGUUGUUUCAGAGCGUGGGAAGACUGGGCCAUAUACCCCCAGCCUUAUCUCAUCCACCUGCAGAACAUCUUUCUGGGCUUCGUUGCAGCAGAGGAGGAGCCGACGGAGACGGCAGAGGUGGAGUCCUUCGACCUGGACGGAGCGCCGAUGGACGGCUCACGCAUCCAUGGCGUUCCUCUGGACAGAGCCGUGGCGGAGGACCUGGACGGCUGCCCUCUGGGCUGGGACCCUCUGGACGGAGUCCCUGUUGAUGACAUCGACGGUCUCCCUCUAGGGGUCGCCAAUGAUGACAUUGAUGGAAUGCCCUUGGACGACAGCAGCGUCCCUCUCUCCAGGAUGCCUCUGUCCAAGUGGGAGAAGAUCGGUGAUAGUAAAGUCAAGACCGACUCUAAGUGGGACUCGGUGUUAGAAGAGAAUGAAGAUGAUGCAAAUGAAAGCACCAACUCACAGGACAGUGACGAGGACUCGGAGAGCGAUGGCGCCGAUGAGCCGUCCAAAUAUCACAGCGCUGAUUUCCAAAGCUCCUUAAGAAGUUUCCAGAUGUCUGAGAGCAAGAGGAAGAGGCUGAGAGAACUGGAGGUUAAAGUUAUGAAGUUCCAGGACGAGCUAGAAUCUGGGAAAAAGUCCAGGAAGUCUGGAAUGACUAUUCAGCAACAGGUGGAGCUCUUCAGGAACAAGCUGCUGGAGUCGGAGUUCAAAAAAGAUGAAGACCUGAACCAGGAAACGCCGUCCAAGUCCAAAAGCAGGUCAAAGGAGGACAGACGGGAAAGAGAGAAAGGCAGAAGAAGUGAGGACGGAGACAGGAAAACAGGACGGAGCAGAGAGUCCGACGACAAGACUCCGAAGUCCGGGAGCAUUUCACCCUCAAGGAAAAGGUCUCCCAAGUGGUCCAAACGUUCCCGAUCUCCGUCUCCAGACCGGAAGACGGCGAAGUCUAAAUCCCGUUCCCCGCACCGGUCUCACAAGAAGACGAAGAAAAGCAAACACUGACUUUCACACAUUUUUCUUUCAACCCCCCAAAAAAAAACAAAACAAAAAAAAAAACCUUCUCACCCACUUCAUGUCUCUUUUGUAUCAUGAAGCUUGAAGAAAACUGUAACUAAUUAAAUCUAUUUUUGUUUUAAUAUUUGUUUUUAAAAGAACAAACCAGAGACGUUGACGUAAAAACUAAUAACAGCUCGUGGUGUGUUUGUUUGUGUGUGUGUGUGAGAGAGAGAGAGAGAGAGUGAGUGACGUUGACAAUGUUUAACAAGCUUCAAGGUGAAACACUUUAGGGUGGAGUUACUACAAAGUGAGACAGUAAAAAGUAUGCGAAGUGAGGGUGAAUUUAUUAUACUAUUUUAUUGAAGGAAAUGUGCUUCUUUUUUUCUCUUUUUUUUUAAAGAAAUGUAUCAAAAGUUGUGUGAAAACUGAAGACGCUCAGCCCAGUUCUUUGUUCUGUGAGCAGAUUUCUCUGUAUAAUAUUUUGUGUUUGCUGCUGAAAUGUUGGACAAUUUAAGGUUAAAGAGUUUGAGUGACGUGACAGGAGCUGGAUUAAGAAAAGCAGUGGAGGAUUAAGAGGCACAGACGUUUGGUGAACGACGUUUUUCCAAAACUGUACGGGUCACGUUUGUGACGUGGGACUGAAAGUGUCUCACACCUGUGAGGAGUUAAUUUUCUUAAAUCUAGUGAGGUGCUCAAACCGUUAACUGAACAGCGCCAUCGUCAGGGCAGAUUUAGUUUCUGUUCAAACCGCACCAAAAGUUUGGCAUUUCUCUGGAUAUUUUGUCUCCUCCUGAUGCCAAACCAUUCACAGUUGCUUGGUAAUAAAAAAUAAACUCAGAAAUGUUACAGUGAA
Molecule: messenger RNA, 3786 nt
Organism: Cynoglossus semilaevis (tongue sole)
Lineage: Eukaryota; Metazoa; Chordata; Actinopteri; Pleuronectiformes; Cynoglossidae
Product: U2 snRNP-associated SURP motif-containing protein
Exons: 25
Coding region: 291-2939 (882 amino acids)
Biological process (GO): RNA processing
Cellular component (GO): nucleus
Molecular function (GO): RNA binding
Source: RefSeq, a predicted model, not a curated record